CCGCCCUUCCUUCCCAGGCCUUGGGCGCGGGGACGACCCCCGAGCGAGAACUGUUUCCGAGGGCAGCGGGGCCCCCUCCGCAGCCAGACCCCGCGCCUCCAUUGCUCCCAACUCGGAUUCCCAACUUGGGAGGCGCCGCGGGCCUGCGCACGCGCGCCUUCCUCGCCGCCUCCUCCUCCUCCUCCCCCGUCUUGGGAGCAGGAUCCGGGCCGAGCGGGCGCCGAGCCCCGCUCCCGGCUCACCGACCCGGCUCCCGGCGCGGCGCGCCGCCCCGCCCAUGCCGACGCCGGCCGCCUGCCUGGGGCGCCCUCGCCUGCGGGCCAGCUAAGCGCGGGCCGGCUCGGCGGCGCGCGGUGGGCCCGGCGGGCGCUGCCCUCGGCGGCGGCGGCGGCGGCAAGUUUGGGAGUUGCACUAGUUUGCGGGGUCGCGGGGAGCGGCCGGGCGGGGGGCUAUGGAGGAGGACCCGGGAUCGGCCGCCGCGUCAGUGCUGGAGAAGAACGUGGCGGAGCUGACCGUCAUGGACGUGUACGACAUCGCGUCGCUGGUGGGCCACGAGUUCGAGCGGGUCAUCGACCAGCACGGCUGCGAGGCCAUCGCGCGCCUCAUGCCCAAGGUCGUGCGCGUCCUGGAGAUCCUGGAGGUGCUGGUCAGCCGCCACCACGUCGCGCCCGAGCUGGACGAGCUGCGCCUGGAGCUGGACCGCCUGCGCCUGGAGAGGAUGGACCGCAUCGAGAAGGAGCGCAAGCACCAGAAGGAGCUGGAGCUGGUGGAGGACGUGUGGCGGGGGGAGGCGCGGGACCUGCUGUCCCAGAUCGCACAGCUGCAGGAGGAGAACAAGCAGCUCCUGACCGACCUCUCCCACAAGGACCUCGGCCUCUCGGAGGAGGAGCUCCAGAAGCAAGAAGGCACGUCGGAGCGGGAGCGGCAGGUGAUGAAGAAGCUGAAGGAGGUGGUGGACAAGCAGCGCGACGAGAUCCGUGCCAAGGACCGGGAGCUCGGUCUGAAGAACGAGGACGUCGAGGCUCUGCAGCAGCAGCAGACCCGGCUGAUGAAGAUCAACCAUGACCUGCGCCACCGCGUGGCCGUGGUGGAGGCCCAGGGGAAGGCCCUGAUCGAGCAGAAGGUCGAGCUGGAGGCCGACCUCCAGACCAAGGAGCAGGAGAUGGGCAGCCUGCGGGCCGAGCUCGGGAAGCUGCGCGAGAGGCUGCAGGGCGAGCCCAGGCAGAACGGCGCGCAGGAGCCCGAGGCGGAGCCGGGCGGCGAGGAGAGUAUCUCGGAGGCGGAGAAGGCAGCCAUGGAGCUCAAGGACCCCAACCGCCCCCGGUUCACGCUGCAGGAGCUGCGGGACGUGCUGCAUGAGCGGAAUGAGCUCAAGUCCAAAGUGUUUUUGCUGCAGGAGGAGCUGGCGUACUACAAGAGUGAAGAAACAGAAGAGGAGAAUCGCAUGCUCCAGCCUCCGCCCAUCGCCCACCCGCGACCGUCCCCCCAGCCCGAGUCAGGCAUCAAGCGACUUAAAGAAGGUCCCUUAAGUGACGGGUUUAGCUUCUUCUCCCGGGAUAAGAAGCGCCUGGCCAACACGCAGAGGAACGUGCACAUCCAGGAGUCCUUUGGCCAGUGGGCCAACUGCCACCGUGACGACGGUUACACGGAGCAAGGCCAGGAAGCCCUGCAGCACCUGUGACCGCGGCCCGCCUCUGCCGCAGGCCCGAAGUGGCCGCCGCCGGUGUCACCGCCUUGCACACCUCUCGGUCCGGGUGCACCCUCAGAACCGACCCGUCAAAAGAACUGCUUUGAGGAAGCACAUUGAAAAACGGGUGCCAAACUCUACAGAAGUGUUUAUUUAUCCCCAGGGCUGUCACCGUUUAUAAGAUGACUCUGAUCCCUUAGGACAUGUAUUUAAUAAGACUGUGAGUGGAGGCCAGACUUUUGCAUUAACUUCAGCAACACAAGCUUCGUUAAGCCAAAUACGCCACUUGCCACUGUGUAACUGCUGCGGCUGCUUGGUGUGCAGUUCUGCGGUCAGAGGUUUUAUCAUCACAUUGGUCAUUCUUAAGUGGGAGCGGUGGGUUUCAUGAGUCACUUGUCAUGGUGAUUGCAUACGUAUGCGAUGGACCCGGUAGACACGCCGGGCCUCUGGAGGCACGGGACGAAGACACACGGCAGCAGAAAGCAUGGCAGCGUUCCUCCCUCCCAGCAACUGGAGACAAGUUUGCGAGAGCCGAUGUUCCUCUCUGGCCCCUUGUUACUGAUGGUGCCUGGGCACGCGGCGCUGUUCAGGGCCGGUGCCUUGCGGGUUAUACGCAGUACUAACCAGUUGCUGAGGAUGGGAUUGCAACAUUUCUCAUGUGGAUUUUUUUUACUUGGCAUCUUUUCUCCAAGCCUUCACUAUGUCAACUACGUAGUCCCCUGCGAAGAAGACAAAUGUCCCAAAGCGGACUGGGAACAGGGUGCUAGAGCGUCGGGGGCGGAGGAUGGUGAGGGGGCAGAUGUGCCAGAGAGAGAGUCUGGGGGAGAGGGAGGCUCGUGAGUGGGGGAGCCAGACACCCUGUCUGCAGCCGGUGACUCUGGGGGUUGCCUGAAUGACGUCCUUUCUCUCCACCCACUGAGCAGGCGGGGCAGCAGGCUGGGUGCUCACCGAUUGAGAGGCGGCAUCUCCUAACGGGACUCGCACACGUGAUGGGGCCACCUUUCUGCACACUCGACUCUGAUUCGCUAAGAAACCAACCAUCGGGUCAGUUCACCGGCUCCAGGCUGCCCCCCGAUUGCUGAACGGAGCAGUCGGACAGGAUGAUGUCGCUGCAGAGCGCGGCUCUCCGAGCUGGCCGCCCGCCAGUUCCGGGUUUACUCUGAGUGAGAGGCGUGUGUGCCGAGGAAUCCCCCGCCCAGCCCCCCGCCACCCUCUGUUGCCCCCCCCAGCGGUGACCAGUGUGGCCAGUUUCUUGGUUGUCUUUUCUGAAAUAGUUUAUAAAUAUGCAUGCAAUUAUGUAAAAACAAAACAUAUAUUUUCGUUCUUUCACAUAAAUGGCAGCGUACUACCUACCCGCUGUUCUGGGCCUUUUUUCGUAGCACGCCCUGGGCAUGACUGCCUAUCGGGGCACAGGCAGCGGGCCUCCGCCAGGGGCGAUUCUGCUCCCUCCCGCCCCGGGGACAUCUAGGUUGUCACACUGGUGGUGGGGGAGGUGCUGCUGUCAUCCGGCGGGUGGGCUCCAGGGCUGCAGCCGCGUCCCCCCCCCCGCUCAGGACAGGCCCCAUGUGAAGAAUCGUCCAGCCCCAAGCGUGAGCAGCGCCGAGGUCGCAGCGCCCUGGUCCCACUGAUGGACACAGCUUCCUGCCCACCCCCUCCUAAGACAGCGCUGCACACUUCUGCACGCGUGCCUCGCUCUGCAGAGCGGCUGGCUCCAAGCGCGCAUGCCUUUGUCACGUUGAUGGCUACAAAGUCCCUGCCAUGGGGGUCUGCCCUUUUUAAGUUAGUGUGGUUCACACAGGCCUCAGCCCGAACGUCCAGGGCUGGGGUCUGAGGGUGUGUGUGUUUCAGUCCAGCAGCCCCCAGCCUUUUUGCUCCUUCAUUUCACUCGCACUCUUCAGCUUUCUCUUUUCAGGGGGCGGGAGGACCGCCGCAGGCCAUGGGCCCAUCACGCUGCAACAUGGGUGUUCCGUUCUAAAUGCCAGGCUCCCAUCCAGAAAAAAAAGCAGAAAGGCAGCGUGUGGCUCAGGAACGGACGCCCCGGCCGGUGAGGCUCAGGGGACUGAGCACCAGCCUGCGAACCAAAGGGUCGCCAGCUGGACUCCCAGGCGGGGCACAGGCCUGGGUUGUGGGCCAGGCCUCCAGUAGGGGGCACACAAGAGGCAACCACACAUGGAUGUUUCUCUCCCUUUCUCCCUCCCUUCCCCUCUCUAAAAAUAAAUUAAUUAAUUAAAAAAAAAAAAAAAAAGACUGGCGUGACACUCGCUCAGGAGCAGCUGAUCGCUGGCCUGGGCCGCUGCUCAGACUGGCUUGGUAUCCAGUCUCUGGACGUUCGCCUUGGACGCAU
Pteronotus mesoamericanus is the source of this 4031-nucleotide messenger RNA. It is a transcript of the gene RILPL1, whose product is annotated as Rab interacting lysosomal protein like 1. The record is from RefSeq and is a predicted model, not a curated record. Gene Ontology annotation, biological process: cilium assembly. NCBI's taxonomy places the organism in Eukaryota, Metazoa, Chordata, Mammalia, Chiroptera, Mormoopidae. Gene Ontology annotation, cellular component: cytoplasm; ciliary basal body. Gene Ontology annotation, molecular function: dynein light intermediate chain binding; protein dimerization activity; small GTPase binding. The transcript is spliced from 8 exons. Bases 452 to 1681 code for a protein of 409 amino acids.